AUGGAAAACAAAGUUCCAUGGAACUUUCCGGGUGGAUCGUUGACCUCAAGUGAGAAAGAUUUUGCCCGCCUUGGACGGGACCUGAAGCUAUAUGAUCUCAAACCAGACACCCCAGUUACUUCCCGGGCAGACAGAGACACCACUGGACAAAUAGACAUUGGGAAUCCUCACGAAGGUGAAGAUCAUGUGGAAGCAAUGCCCGAGGAGGCUAAUGGCGAAUCUGCAGCAAACAGCAGUGUACCGACUCAUUCAAAGAGCCGGACGUACACAAUGAAACACAACGUCUUCCCGCUCGAGGUGACAGACGACGGGAAAUUGGUUGUUCACAUUAUUGCAGGUCCUUUUUGGUCCUUAAAACAACUAAACACUUAUAUCACCGAAGAUCAAGGAGAUGAAGGCAAGAGAAUAGCGACCGAAUACUACACCCAUAUUCACAAAUACCCUGACACCCAAGUCUCCAUUUGCGACCCUGAUGCUUGGACAACAAAUAUUGGCGAGUAUCCCUUCUUGGUGGGUUUGUUUUGCUUCCUCUUUGCUGCUUCUGUUCUGGUAGAUUGCCGUGACGGACAGGAAAGUAAACCUUACAACGAUGGUGAUCAUGAGGACGAUGGCAUUCAUGCAGAGGACGGUAUUGAUGAGGAUGAUGGUGAUCAUGGGAACGAUGAUAAUUCUUGCUCCAAUCAGCAACUACGCCCCCAAUCAUGCAUGCGAGUUUCCGAGAUGCUGAGGUGAAUAGGGGAUGCUGUCAGGGCAAAGCUUGGUAUUCUCGACAUCGCUUGCAAGUUGCUAUGUCGAAGCUCAUGGAACGACGAGGACUACAACACUGGCAUUUGUGAGCUAAAGCAUGAGGAGCAAGUCUACAACAUCUUGUGUCAUCUUCAAGGAGUGGUGAUUCCUCGAUUUUUUUAUGUUGGCUCGAUAGUCAAUGCAUCGUAUUGGGUGAUUCCUGAACAUGGCGAAAUGGUUGCCUUUGCUACUACAUAUGAAGGUCCAUCUCUUGAGGACAUGGUCCCACCUCAGACGGUACAUGAUGCUGGCGUCGUCCACGGAGAUUUGGAAUUACGCAAUCUUGUCUUUGACGGUGAGAAGAUCAAGUUUAUUGACUUUGGGAAUGCGCUGCUUCAAAGUGAGUACGGUUCCGACAUUGAGUCGUUGGAGAAGGACAAGGAAAAGGAUCUCAGACAGUUGAGAUUGAUUCUGAGUUGGAUUCGGCCUCUCCAAGAGAAGGGGGAGGCUCAGUUCGCACAAGAUAAGGAUCAUACACAAGAGUGCGCCCCUGUCAAUAAUUGA
Messenger RNA from Cylindrotheca closterium, 1290 nucleotides. The record is from the annotation of a GenBank genome assembly. Lineage: Eukaryota; Bacillariophyta; Bacillariophyceae; Bacillariales; Bacillariaceae.